AUGAAUAGUGUUGUGUAUAUAUUAUUGACAAGCAAACUGUGGAACAACGUGGCGUCCUGCAUGGAGAAAUGGUUCGGUGAUAAACGGUUGUGGUUAUUCGGCAACAACCUGCCGUUACUACCAAGGAGAUCGCGGGCCAGCAGCCGAGCUAUGGAGCGUUAUGAGAAACUUGCGAAGCUGGGCGAGGGUUCGUACGGGCUGGUGUACAAGUGUCGGAACAGAGAGACGGGGGAAGUGGUCGCCGUGAAGAAGUUUGUGGAGAACGAGGACGAUCCUCUCAUACGGAAAAUAGCGCUGAGGGAGAUACGCAUGCUGAAGAAUCUGAAGCAUCCAAACUUGGUGAAUCUCAUCGAGGUUUUCCGAAGGAAGCGCAAGCUGCACCUUGUGUUCGAGUACUGCGACCACACCGUCCUGCACGAACUGGAGAAAUACCCAGCAGGUUGUCCAGAACUGCUGUCGAAGCAGAUAAUCUGGCAGACGCUCCAGGGUGUAGCCUACUGCCACCGACACAACUGUAUUCAUCGCGACGUGAAGCCUGAGAACAUCUUGCUGACCAGCGACGGGGUCGUCAAGCUGUGUGACUUUGGAUUUGCGAGAAUGAUAAGUCCCGGCGAGAGUUACACGGACUACGUGGCCACCAGGUGGUACAGGGCUCCGGAACUGUUAGUCGGUGACACGCUAUACAGCACUCCCGUCGACGUGUGGGCUAUAGGUUGUGUGUUCGCUGAGUUGCUGUCAAGUGAAGCUCUAUGGCCGGGUAAGAGUGACCUCGACCAGCUGUACCUGAUCCGUAAGACGCUGGGCGACCUGCUGCCGAGACACAUGACGAUAUUCUCACAGAAUACAUUCUUUCAGGGCAUGGAGUUGCCAGAGCCGACUAGUCUGGAGCCCCUUGAGAAAAAAAUACCGCAACGUUACGCCAAUAACGAUUUGGUCUUAGACUUCUUAAAGAAGUGUCUGGACAAGGACCCGCUAGCCCGCGCCACGUGUGAGCAGUUACUACGUCACGCUAUAUUCGAGAACUUUCUAUACGCAGUCCCUAGAACAGAUCAUGAUGACUUCGAGAAGGCUAGACGAGCACAGACACAAUCGUCCCCAAUGCUGCCACAACUGAUAAUCUCUGAAAGGACGCAGCCGAGGAAGAAGUCUGACCUGGACGGCCGAGCACACCUCCCCACCAUAUGA
Molecule: messenger RNA, 1185 nt
Organism: Danaus chrysippus (African queen)
Lineage: Eukaryota; Metazoa; Arthropoda; Insecta; Lepidoptera; Nymphalidae
Source: the annotation of a GenBank genome assembly